CCCUAAUAGAUCAUUGUUACGAUGUUGUGAUCGUGGGCGCGGGUGGUGCAGGGUUGAGAGCGGCUUUUGGCUUAGGGAGUAAGGGUUACCGCGUGGCAGUGGUCACAAAAUUAUUUCCUACAAGAUCUCACACUGUCGCCGCUCAAGGUGGAGUAAAUGCCGCUAUUGAUGAGAAGGAGGAUAAUUGGCUUUACCAUAUGUAUGAUACCGUUAAAGGGUCUGACUGGCUAGGAGAUCAGGAUGCGAUACAUUUCCUAACAAGAGAAGCACCUCGAGCAGUUUAUGAACUCGAAAAUUAUGGUUGUCCCUUUAGCCGUACGGACGAUGGAAAAAUCUAUCAACGUGCAUUUGGUGGACAAUCGUUAAAGUUUGGAAAAGGUGGUCAAGCUCACAGAACUUGUGCCGCCGCGGAUAGAACCGGUCACGCAAUACUACACACUUUAUAUGGGCAGAGCCUCCGUUACGACGUCCAUUAUUACGUCGAGUACUUUGCCCUCGAUCUUCUUAUGUUCGGACGAUGCUGCAAGGGAGUUUUAGCAUGGGAACUAGAAACCGGACUUCUGCAUCGCUUCAGGGCUCAUCAUACAGUAUUAGCUACAGGAGGAGCAGGAAGAUGUUACCUGUCCUGCACCGCGGCACAUGUAUGCACCGGAGAUGGUAUGGCGAUGGCCUCCAGAGCAGGAUUGCCCCUUGAAGAUAUGGAGUUCAUCCAGUUUCAUCCAACCGGAAUAUACGGCAGCGGCAUUUUGAUAACAGAAGGUAGCCGUGGAGAAGGCGGGAAGCUACUCAAUUCCGAAGGAGAAUUUUUCAUGGAACGAUACGCGCCGAACGCGAAAGACCUCGCCUCUCGCGAUAUCGUAUCCAGAGCAAUAACAAUGGAAAUAUUCGAAGGAAGAGGUGUAGGUCCGAAGAAAGACCAUGUAUUUUUGCAACUACAUCACUUGCCAACAGAAACAAUACGCACGCGACUACCAGGAAUUUCGCACUUAGCCUGGGUCUUCAGCGGCGUGAAUGUAGAAAAAGAACCGAUACCUAUCAUUCCCACAGUGCACUACAAUAUGGGCGGCAUACCCACGAACUGGCGAGCACAGGUUCUGACGCGAGAAAACGAGGAAGAUAGCGUGAUCGAAGGACUCUGGGCAGCAGGUGAAACCGCGUGCGUGUCUGUCCAUGGGGCCAAUCGGUUAGGCGCCAAUAGCCUUCUGGAGUUAGUCGUUUUUGGCAAGGCAAUCUCCGAUCAGAUCGACUGCAUGACCAGGCCUGGAGAACGUCACGAGGACUUACCAUCCAUUGUUGGCGAGGAGUCUAUUUGCCGCUUUGACGCGACUCGUUAUGCAAAAGGUUGUAUUCCUAUCGCCGAGCUGCGAGAAGAGAUGCAGCAAACUAUGCACAAGUAUUGCUCGGUGUUCAGAACCUGCGAUGUAUUACAACGAGGAUGUCGUGAGAUGACGCGACUCUUUACCUGCGACUUGCCGGAUAUAUGUGUUCAAGAUCAAUCUUUAAUCUGGAACACAGAGCUGGUAGAAGCCAUAGAAUUACAAAACAUGAUGUUGGUUUGUAUGCACAUCGUUUACGCGGCCGAAAACAGAAAAGAGUCUCGAGGGUCUCAUGCUCGGGAUGAUUUCAAAGAACGAAUCGAUGAAUACGACUACUCGAAACCGCUUGAAGGUCAGAAGAAACGAUCAUAUGCUGAGCAUUGGCGCAAACACACACUCACAUGGUCCCGACCAGAUGGAUCGAUCAGCAUUUCUUAUCGUCCUGUCAUCGACACGACACUGGACGAAACAGAAGCCCGACAUGUUCCUCCAUCGAUUCGAGUAUAUUAAUACGAUCAUUAAAUCCCAUUACGAUUCUUCCCUUUCACCUUUUUCGCCUGAUUUUUUCUUUUUUCCUAAAUUAACAUGGCUAAUAAUAUUACUAAUAUUAUCAACAUUCUUUGUAUUGACAUGAUUGAUAAUACAGAUAUGAGCUAUGUUUCUAUCUUGAAACCGCUAAAACAACGAA
This is a messenger RNA of Bombus impatiens (common eastern bumble bee), 2004 nucleotides long. Its product is annotated as succinate dehydrogenase [ubiquinone] flavoprotein subunit, mitochondrial. Gene Ontology annotation, molecular function: flavin adenine dinucleotide binding; electron transfer activity; succinate dehydrogenase (quinone) activity. Gene Ontology annotation, biological process: tricarboxylic acid cycle; mitochondrial electron transport, succinate to ubiquinone. Lineage: Eukaryota; Metazoa; Arthropoda; Insecta; Hymenoptera; Apidae. The record is from RefSeq and is a predicted model, not a curated record. Bases 198 to 1826 code for a protein of 542 amino acids. The transcript is spliced from 11 exons.